GUAAUCAGGUGUCAAAAUUAAGAACAAAAAAAGAAUAAAGGUUGCAUUUAACAGACGAGAAAGCAAAAAACGCGGUAGUGUAUAGUAGUAGUGUGAGGUGUUAGGUGCAGUUGAGUGGAGAGAAGAAUAAUAAUAGCGAGGAAUGGCAUUGGCCCUGGGAUGGCCUUCUCUGCAGUUGCAUCUUCAUUCACACUGCUGCUUCUCAUUCUCAUAUUACUAUUCUUCUUCGUAAAUUUACCAUCUUCUCCUUCUCUCUUCUCCACCUCCACCGCCACCGUCAUCACACGUAGGUCUCUUCUAACCACCACGUGUUCCGCUGACGAGGGAUCCAAUGGCGGGAUCCUCAACUACCUCUACAUCCACAACUGCCUAUUCCGCCGCAACGCCCUCCUCUCCAUCCCCGCCCUCUCGAUGCUCCUCCUCCUCCAAUUCUACAUCCUCAUCAAGACCGCGCAGCACCACUUCUCCGUCGUCACCACCAAGCUUGCCUCUCACCUCAAUCUCUCCCCCUCCAUGGCCGCCGUCACCCUCCUAGCACUCGGCAACGGCUCCCCCGACGUCUUCUCCUCCCUCGCCGCCCUCCGCUCCGGCCAGUACCGCACCGGAUUCGGCGCCAUCCUCUCCGCCGGUACCUUCGUCUCCGCCCUCGUUGUCGGAUUCGUUGCCAUCUACGCUGCUCCGUUCUCCCUCGACCCCGCGCCCUUCGUCAGAGACGUGCUCUUCUACUUGACGGCAGCGAUGUUCCUCUUCUACGUGUAUCUUAGCGCUGAGAUCUUCCUGUGGCAGGCGAUUGGAUUCGUAGGGUUUUAUGCAUUCUUCGUUGGUCUCGUGUUCUAUAUGGACUUGGGAGUAGGUGAUGGCAGAGGCAAGAGUGGGAAUUCUUCCACAGAUCUUGAGGAGCAGAAGGAAUUAGUUGCGGUGCACGUUGACUCCGACGCCAAGGUUUCGGGAUCUAUGAACGACGAGAAGCGCAGUUCUGGAUUCCCGGGAGCUUAUGGAUUGAUUUCUAAAGCAUGGGAGAUUCCUGUUGCAACUCUCUUAAAACUGUCGAUCCCCGAGCCAGUGCCGUCGCAAUGGAGCAGACUUUACUCGUCGGCCAACAUCGCUCUUUGUCCGAUAGCCCUCUUAUAUGCCUGCAAAUCAUUUGUGCCAUUUGAUCAUCCCAUAGCUUUCCUCCUCCCCAACACUGACUUGCCCCUCUGGUCAGUGGUGCUCACCACAAGCUUCUGCCUUGCAUGCCUUCAUUUAGUAAUGGAAAAAGAACCUCCCAAAACCGAGCAAAUACCUGUGGUUGUCAUGGCAUUUGUUAUGAGCGUGUUUUGGAUAUCUACCACAGCUGGAGAACUGGUGAACUGCCUUGAAACUUUAGGUCUAGUUCUCAAGCUACCACCGGCAAUCCUCGGUCUCACGGUGCUGGCAUGGGGAAAUUCAGUGGGGGAUCUCGUCGCCGAUGUUGCGGUAGCUAAAGCCGGUCAUCCGGUUAUGGCAAUGGCUGGAUGCUUUGCUGGACCAAUGUUUAACAUGCUUGUAGGUCUUGGAACAGCUCUGGUGAUUCAGACGGCAAAUAUUCACCCUAAAGCCUAUGUGCUUAAUUUCCACGGUUUACGGAUGUUGACAUGUGACCACUUAAUGUCGUUGGAUCCAUACAACCAAAUUGUAGAGGGAUAUUUAAGGGAGAUUAGAUUUUAUUACGUUUCUCAGAUUGGAGUCAUCCAGUUAGCAAUGAUUAAUGCUCUAAUUGAGAGAUGUCGGCUUGAGACUCACACAUUUCAUUUUUCGGUUGGUAAGUGUGUUGUGAUAUUGGAGGAUGUGGCGAUAAUUCUUGGUCUGUCGACAAAUGGUCUUUCGAUUACAAGACCGACCAUGAGUAGUUUUGAGGCCUUAAAGGCCGAAUGCUUACACCAGUUUGAAGUUGCAUCAAGAAUGACGGAUUGUAGAGGAAGCUUCAUAAUGUUGACGUGGUUUAGGAGUUUGAAAGAUCACUUAGUCUGUGAUUGAUGAUAUUCACAUUCAAAGGAAUGUAAAGUGUCACAUAAUGUUAUUAUUUGAUACAAUUUUGUUUGGAGACAAGUCGGGUGCAUCGGUGCACUGGAAAUUUCUGUCGUUGUUCUGUAAUUUCGUUGGGAUCAUACAAUUUAGUUGGGAAUCGGCAUGCCUCGCGCACUUGUAUAGAUCAUUGUAUAGGGUAACUCAUGUCGACUGCAAGGAGAUGGAUGGUCUACUGACACUUUUGCUUAAUUAGGCUUGGAUUCGUCUACUAUUUCUUGCAUCUAUUCCCGGCAAUCCUCAAGUGUUUCCGAUUGCAAACAGGUAAAAUGAAUUAAUGUAUGCCUUAAACAAGUAUAGGAAAUUGUAUUUUAUUUUUUACAAGAUAAGUUAACUAAGAAAUUGUCAAACAGCAGGUGGCGUAAUUGGGAUCAUGAAAACUCACUUUACAGAUUUUAUUCUCUUGCUCACUAUAGGAGGUUAUUGAAUGAUCUGGAAGAAGUACAUGUAUGUUGUAAAAAAUAAGUACCUGCUUUUGUUUGGUCAAUGAAUUAUUUGUUGUGUAAUCCUCUUAUACUUUCAAUGUGUCCAGUUUGUUUGACAGGCUUAUGGCGUUGAACACAUUGAGCCAAACGUGAUUCCUUUAGACAUCUAUUAGCAUUCAGUUAUUUGGAGUGCUACGGUGCUAUUUAUAUCUUUCGAAUGCGUUGAGUGGCAUGCAUCUGAUAGAUUUAGGAGGUAAUUUGGUUUGAUCCAGGGCGUUCUUCAUCAAGAGCGGGAUCUAGGUGAAGCACAUGGUAAAGUACUGACUUGACGUAAAAAUCAAGAUCGGUCCGACACCCACUUUUUUUGGGUGAUGCAAUGGACCAAUGGGUAUAGUCAUGCUCUUGCUGAUGACUUGGUGCCUUUACAUUAUCCUUUGAAAAUUUACAUGCAUUGAUACAGAGGAGCAUAUGGUGUCGACUUGCAAUUAUCAGAUCUCAAGAAAAAUGUUCUUGUUGUUGAUUCUCCUGAUUGUGCACUAGAGAGCCCUUUGAAUCUCUUGAAAAAUGAGGUCUGAUAAUUGCAAGUGGGAACCAUAUGAUCCUUGGUACUUAUGUGUGUAAAUUUCCAAAGAAUAAUGUAAAGGCACCAAGUCAUCAUCAAGAAUAUAACUAUACCGAUUGGUCCAUUGCAUCACCCAAAAAGAGUGUUGGACCAAUCUUGAUCCUUAGGUCCAAUCAGUACUUCGCCGUGUGCUGCACCUAUAUCUCGCUCUUGGUGAGGAACGCCCUGGAUCAAAUAGAAUUGCCUCCUGAAUCUAUCGGAUGCAUGCCACUCAACGCAUUCGAAAGAUAUAAGCGGCACUGUAGCACUUCAAAUAACCGAAUGCUGACGAAUGUCUAAAAGAAUCACGUCUGGCUUAAUGCGUUCAACGCCAUAAGUGUGCCAAACAAACUGGACACGUCGAACGUAUAAGAGGAUUACACAACAAAUAAUUCAUUGACCAAACAAAAACGGGUACUUGUUUUUUACAACAUACAUGUCCUUGUUGCAGAUCAUCCAACAACCUCCUAUAAUGAGCAAGAGAAUGAAAUCUGUGAGGCCGGUUUUCACGAUCCCAAUUACGCCACCUACUGUCAGAUAAUCUCUUAGUUAAUUUAUCUUGUAAAAAAUAAAAUACAAUUUCCUACACUUGUUCAAGACAUACAGUAAUUCAUUUUACCUGUUUGCAAUCAGAAACACUCAGGGAUUGCUCGAAAUUGGCACAAAAAAUAGUAGACGGAUCCAAGUCCAAGUAAGUAAAAAUGUCAACGGACCAUCCAUCUCCUCACAGUCGACACGAGUUGCCCUAUACAAUGAUCUAUACAAGUGCACGAGGCAUGCCGAUCCCCAACUAAAUUGUAUGAUCCUUGCGAAGUUACGGAGCAACAGCAAAAAUUUUCAGCACACCGUUGCACCCGACUUGUCUCCAAACAGAAUUAUCUCAAAUAAUAACAUUAUGUGAUGCUUUACGUACCUCUGAAUGUGAAUAUCAUCAGGCAAGACUAAGCAAUCUUUUAAAUCCUUAAACCACGUCAUCAAUUUUAUGAAGCUUUCUCUACAAUCCGUCUUUCUUGGUGCAACUCCAAACUGGUGCAAGAAUUUGAUCUCUAAAAUCUCAAAACUACUCAUGGUGGGUCCUAUAACCGGAAGACCAUUUGUCGGUAGACAAAAAAUUAUCGCAACAUCCUCCAAUGUCACAGCACACUCGCCAACCAAAAAAUAAAAUGUGUGAGUCUCAUGCUACCAUCUCUUGACUAGAGCAUUAAUCAUUGUUGACUGACAUUGGAUGACUCCAAUAUGGGAAAUGUGAUAAAAAUCAGUCUCCCAUAAAUGCCCCUCAACAAUUUGAUUGUACAGUGAUCACAUGUCAACAUUCGUAAACCCUACAAUAUCACAUUUUCAUUAUAAAUACCAAUAUAAUAUAAUUAUAUUAACAAUUACAUUAUUAAUUAUUUCAAACAUACAUACUACAUCUGUUA
Molecule: messenger RNA, 4490 nt
Organism: Arachis stenosperma
Lineage: Eukaryota; Viridiplantae; Streptophyta; Magnoliopsida; Fabales; Fabaceae
Product: cation/calcium exchanger 5
Exons: 3
Coding region: 160-1998 (612 amino acids)
Biological process (GO): transmembrane transport; monoatomic cation transport
Cellular component (GO): membrane
Molecular function (GO): monoatomic cation transmembrane transporter activity
Source: RefSeq, a predicted model, not a curated record